Molecule: messenger RNA, 3138 nt
Organism: Saccharomycopsis crataegensis
Lineage: Eukaryota; Fungi; Ascomycota; Saccharomycetes; Ascoideales; Saccharomycopsidaceae
Gene: SEC5
Product: exocyst subunit SEC5
Exons: 1
Coding region: 1-3138 (1045 amino acids)
Biological process (GO): exocytosis; Golgi to plasma membrane transport
Cellular component (GO): exocyst
Source: RefSeq, a predicted model, not a curated record
AUGAGUUAUAGGAACAGAGAUCAUCAAAACAACCCGUAUGGGGGCUCGUCCGACUCCUACGAAGGGGGAAGAUCCAACGGUUACUAUUACAACAAUAGUAAUAACGGUGGAUCGAAUUAUAAUAAUGGCAGCCGAGGACAUUUGGAUAAUUAUUCUAAUCCUAAUAGCCACUCCAAUGAUAAAGUUAGUAGCAAAAAUUAUCAAAAUACAAGAGAAACAAAUUACAAAUCUUCAUCAGACAAUGUCAGUGGAACUGGAUCAGCAUCUAGUUCUUUGGAGCCCGAUGAUGAAACGCUUUUGAAAUAUUACCAAUUGGACACUCUUAACCCAACGUCGUGGAACAACUCCACAGCAAAAGAGUUCGAAUAUGAUCCAGCAGAUACCGAGGAUGUGGAUAAAGCAUACGAGAUUUUAAAAAGCUUAAGUGAUUCCAGCACAUUUUUUGUGAAACAAAUAGUUGAUGAACCGGAUCCAUUGGGUUAUUUUAGUUCUGUCAGCAGAGCUUUACAAGAGAAAAGAAUUAUUCAAAGCGAUGAUGAUCCACUGAAACAGAAUUAUUUGGUCGGCUCUAAAUCUUUCAAUCCAUUGUUAUUCUUGAAACAUCUUCAUGAUGCUGAUAGCUUCAAUACGUUGAAUCAAUCGUUAGAUUUUUUGGAAAACAGCAUUGCUGAGCAAUCCCAACAAUUGAGAGGGCUAAUCAAAAAUGAAUUCAUUAGAUUCGUGAAGUCCAAGUCAUCUUUAGAUAGUGUUUUUGAUCAAAUUCAAACUUCAGGAUUACUAGCUGGUGGUAAUGGUAUUGACGAUCAUGCGGCAAAAGAGAAUCCUCUAUUAAAACUAUCGAAUAAUUUGACCAUGGCCAAUUCCAAAGCCUCAGCGAUCAUCCAACCAAUCGUGGACAAUAAAAGGAAAGAAAAUAAUUUGAAAAGCGCAUUAGAAAUGGUUGAAUCAAACAGAUAUUUGUUUGAUUUGCCAACAACAUUGAUGAAGAACAUUGAAAAUAAUGCUUAUGAUAGUUUAACUUCUAAUUACAACAAGGGUAGGGAUAUGUAUUUUGCAAUGAUGGAGAACUCUAUUUCAUCAACGAGUAGCUCUUUAGAGAUUGCUACUAGAAAAUUAUUAGAUAGAGUUUGGGAAGAAGUGCAGGCAAUUGUGGAUUCAUACAAGAAAGAUUUAUGGGAAAAAUUGGCGGAUACUAACUCUUCUGACAAUGCUUAUGUCAGUAUUAUUUCCAAAUUAUUGGAAUUAGGAGUGGAGGAUAAUCCAAUCGUUGUUUGGAUCAAUACUCAGUUCAAUAGUUUGGUGGAUGGGAUCAAUUCAAAUUUCGAGAAAUUGUUUGAAAACAUUAAGGCUACCCAAACUCACAUUUUGGAAACUAUUAAUAUCACCGAUAUCACGUUCAUUUAUUACUUACAAGGAAUAAGUAAAAGCGAAUCUUCUACAUCAACAAAUGUCGAUAAAUUGAAUAAACUCUCACAUGGAUUAGUCGAUUGUCCAGAAAUUAUUGAGAUGUGGCUCAUCAUUAAAAAAUUGAUUGAUGAUACUAUUGUACUGUCCUCGACCAAAGUGAGGCAGUAUUGGAAUGUUUGUGAGUUAUUUUUAAAUAACAAGAUCCAAUCCACAUUGCCAAAGGGUUACAAAAAUGAAUCUGCUGUACAUUUGAAGUUGGCGAGUUAUGAAAAGGAGAGGAUCAGCAAAAAUGGAGAACAGCUAAUCAAGUUGGUUUGUGAAGGGUUUGAAAGGUUUUUGAACACUACCCGUGAUAAUUUGUCGGAUUUAUCGCUUAAGACUCGGGUUAAUUCUGAAACACAAGAUAAUUAUGAAAUUAAAUCUCCUCAAUAUUACGGUUUCAUUCCCCCUUAUGCUAAUUCCAUUAGCACAAUUAGAUAUUUGGAAAAAUUCAUGACUUCUGUUUUCAUUUCUUACAACAAUCUCGGGAAUUUAAAUAUAUCGACCAAGGCAAUCGAAACUUUGAAAGCAUCGUAUUCCAGAGUUUUAAAGAAAUUCAUUAUUGGGAUUUGUUCAACCUGGGCCAAUGAUGUUUCAUUUUUCAACACUUUGGAGGACUAUAAUAUAACCAAUAUCAAGAAAGAUUUGGUGAACUCCAAUGAACUAAUCGUCAGUAAUGUUAAUGAAGCCAAAACUAAUUAUAUUAAGUUCAACGAUAUCGAUAGCUCGUUGACAAUAUCUGAAUUGAUUUUGAUUUAUCAAAAAUUUGUCAUCAAGAAUUUGAAUGACAUAAUAUUCAUUGAUAAUAGCUUGGGAAAUCAUAAUAAGGAACUAAUUAAAGAUCAUAAUAUCAAGAUUUUCACAACCCCAAAUGAUAAGUUCUUCAGCUCGAUCCAAAAUCUUUUCUUGAAGAAUUUAGAGAUUUUAUUGAUUUCAAUGAUGAAAAAAGUCACCAACGAAAAUAAAGGCGAAACCGUUGAUAGUGAUAGCGAAAAGUUAAUGGAAACAAAAACCACCACCUUGGAUUUGUACGAGUUGUGGACUUUGGAUAAUUUUAUUGAAUUGGAAGAUAGAACUUUGGGUGAGAUCAUUAGGUUUUAUGAUGAAACUUUUAAUACUAGGUUAUCGAAGUCUGUUGGCAAACUUGAUAUUUUUGCCAGUUUGUUACCGAAAUUACAAAAAGCCACAUUCAACAAUUAUUGCGAUUUGAAGAAACAAGUGUUGAGUAAAAUUAUUGCCAAGGGAAUAUCAUCCACUGAACGUAAAUCAGACUGGAAUACAACCGUUGCCCCAAAGAAGAUUAGCAACCAUAUCUAUGAAUGCUUGACUUAUCUUGUCAUUCUUCAUUCUACAAUUGCUAAGGUAUCCAAGAAUUUGAUCUACACAAUUAUUCAUGAACUACAAAACCAUAUUGCCACCGAAUUGUACGAUAAUUUCAAGCUCGUUCCUGAAUUUUCUACCAGCGGUUUACAACAAGUUGCAAUCGAUAUUCAGUUUUUCAAAAAAGUUUUCAGCAAAAAUCAAAAUUUCAAAUUGGGUAAGACUUCAUCUGCCAACUUGAACUUGAUUAUUUUGAAAGUCAUCAAAACCAGAACCGAUCCAGAAAUGAUCUUAAGUAGUAUCGAUACUUUGGUUGAAAACAAUGUUCAAUCUUCAAAGCUUAGUUUUAGCUGUUUUUAUCAAUCUCUAUAA